Molecule: messenger RNA, 2942 nt
Organism: Menidia menidia (Atlantic silverside)
Lineage: Eukaryota; Metazoa; Chordata; Actinopteri; Atheriniformes; Atherinopsidae
Source: the annotation of a GenBank genome assembly
AUACUUAUGACGCAAACUGACAGUCAGACCAUAACAAGGAAAAAGAAUGAUCAGCAGUAUAUAAAGUUGAGGAUGUUUGACCGCUUUGUCUUCUGUCAAUUCUCUUGACAGACACACACAAGUAAUAUUUCAAAACGGUUUAAACUUUUCAGAAGAUUGAAUCAAAUGAGAUGAAGAAAAUGAAACCAUUUUUAACUUUUUUCCUGUUUUUCUCAGUUUUACUACGCCAUUUUUUCUUCGUGCAAUGCAUGAGAGAAGCCAAAGCUUCAGGUGACAUUAUUAUAGGAGGAUUGUUCCCAAUCCACGAAGGUGUUGGACGUAAAAGUGUAAAUGAUCCAUGGACCUGUAACAGGUUAAGCGUUGGCCGGCUGGCUCAGUCUCUCGUUCUGGUGCACGCAGUCGAGGAGAUAAAUAAGAAUCGUGUGUUGGGGAACAUCACCCUGGGAUAUCACAUAGUGGACUCCUGUGGUGAUGUUACAACUGCCCUCAAAAACACCCAAUCCUUCAUGAAGGCAAACAAGAUAUCAAUCGCAGUUACAAGGCAACUAAACCUGGAGAACAUCCCUCAGAUAAGUUAUGGUGCAACAUCUGGUCUCCUGAGUGAUAAAACACGCUUCCCAAGCUUCAUGAGGACUGUACCAGAGGACGAUCACCAGGCAAAAGCCAUUGUCAAGAUUCUUAAAGAUCACAAUUGGACCUGGGUUGGUGUAGUGACGACUGAUGGUGAAUAUGGUCGCUAUGCACUUGAACGCCUCCGGUACCACGCAACCAAGGACAACAUCUGCUUUGCCUACACUGCCAUUCUGCCAGAGUUUUUCGCUAACGAAAGACUGGAGGAGAGCAUCAAUUCCACAAUCAAGAGCAUCGUAGAACAUAGAAAUGUGAAAGUCAUUAUAUCCUUCGCAAAAGUCAAUCAUAUGAUGUACGUUUUCAAUGGAGUUCUCGAGGAUCCUCGUGGCAGAGAGAAAGUUUGGUUGGCUAGUGAUAAUUGGUCACAAUCAACCAAUGCACUUAAUACCAAAACAUGGAAUUUGUCUUAUGUUGGAACAGUCUUUGGGAUCACACUUAAAUCUGGAAACACAUUUAAGUUUGUACAGUUUCUCCACAGCCUUAGAAAUGAAACGCACAAAAACAACCCAUUCUUGGAAGAAUUUUUAAAGGAUGACAAGGAAAAAGGCAUUGGGGAAUUGAUCAACAUGACAUAUCCAUAUUCUGUGUUUAGUAUUGAGUUGGCGGUUACAGCAAUUGCUCAGGCUGUUAAAGAUCUCUGCAUCAGGCAAAAGUGCAACAUAUCCACAUUACAGCCCAAGGAGUUCCGAAAAGCCUUGCGAAACGCCACCUUUACCAUGGAUGGAAAAACCUAUGAAUUUGAUGACAACGGUGACGUAAACUCGGGUUAUGAUGUCAUCUUGUGGAAGGAGACUUCACCAUCUGUUAUAGACAUGAAUAAUUUUGUAGGACAUUAUGACAUAGAGAAAUCAGAGCUGAAAUUCUCAAGAAAACAAGAUUUAUACAAUCUCACACAAGUAAUAAUUUCCAAGUGCUCAAACAGCUGUCAACCAGGCCAAAUCAAGAAAAGUGCUGACGGCCAGCCUUCCUGUUGCUAUCAGUGUGAAUCCUGCCCCACCAACUACUUUUCCAACAUCACCGAUUCAACUGAAUGUUACCAGUGUGAUAGCAAUUUCAGUUACUCUAAAGCAGGGGCUUCUCGAUGCAAAGAUAAAGAAGUUCAAUACUUUAAGUAUGGUGAUGUGUAUCACAUUGUCCUGCUGGUGUUUACUGGUCUUGGAGCACUGCUUACCCUCGUUGUUGGGAUCAUCUUCGUCGCAAAUUGGAGGACCCCUGUUGUGCGUUCAUCUGUGGGCCCCGUUUCCAUCCUGCUCCUCACCUCUCUUUUUUUCACAUUUGGUAGUGUAGUAUUAUUUGGUGGUGAACCCAAUCCACUGCAGUGCCAGGCACGGCAUGUGUUGUUUGGCUUAAGUUUCACAUUGUCUGUCUCCUGCAUCCUGGUGAGGUCAUUUAAAAUCGUUUUGGCCAUGGAAUUCAACCCCGACACCAAACAUAUCCUCAAGAAGCUCUACAAGCCGUACCUUAUUAUACCAGCAUGCAUGGCAGGCCAAGUGAUAAUCUGUACUCUUUGGCUUAUAUAUGAACCUCCAAAAGAAGAAUGGAAGGCAAUUGAAAUGAACCGUUUGCAUUAUUGUCAUGAGAAAUCAAAACUUGCAUUUGGAUUAUUGCUAGGCUACAUUGGCUUUUUAGCUCUUAUUUGCCUGGUUGUUGCAUUCAAGGGGAGAAAACUCCCAGAAUGUUAUAAUGAGGCUAAGUUCAUCACUUUCUCUAUGCUGAUCUAUUUCAUUGCCUGGAUAAUAUUUGGGCCUGUUUAUGUGAAACUAUCGGACAAAAACAUGUUCCUGCCAGCGGUUGAAAUGGUCGUCAUCCUCAUCUCAGCCUAUGGCAUUCUUUUUUGUCAGUUCUUCACAAAAUGUUACAUUAUUCUGUUCAAGCGUGAAGCAAACACAGAGAAAGCAUUCCGCAAAGAAAUUAGGAAUUACUCGGAAAAAGACAGAGGUGGAAUAAAAAACUUUGCUUUUUCUAUGGAUUCAUUGUCAAAAAAAGAACCAUCAGAUUCACUGAGUGAUCAGAAGUCAUCUGUACACCCUACUAUGAGUAUGCUCUCUUCUCACUCACUGUCAAACCCAAAGUCCAACCUGCUCUGUCCUUGCGGCUGGCCGCUGAUUGAAACCAAUCAGGCUUACGAUGGCCCCAUCGCGGUGACCCCUCACCCCUCCCACCCCCGGCCUAAUCACCUGCUGAUUGGCCCACGCAGGGCCCCCUCCCGUCGGCACGGAAGAGAGAGGAAACAAAAGGAAAGCACACGAAGAGUUGUGUUUCAGGGCAAUGAUGAGUCAGCGAUAUUGACAGGGGACGAGAGACUAGUUCCG